Messenger RNA from Lolium rigidum, 1362 nucleotides. RefSeq names its product NADH:quinone reductase-like. Gene Ontology annotation, molecular function: nitronate monooxygenase activity. The record is from RefSeq and is a predicted model, not a curated record. The transcript is spliced from 6 exons. Lineage: Eukaryota; Viridiplantae; Streptophyta; Magnoliopsida; Poales; Poaceae. The coding region runs from base 103 to 1116 and encodes 337 amino acids.
ACCGGCCGCCGCCACUACCACCCGGCAGUUCCGACCUCCCACACCAAUCAGGAAUCAGGAUCGACCGGCCGCCGUGAACCGCGCCACUAUACUAGGAGAAACAUGGGGUGGAAGGGCAUCCUGGGCUUCGACUACGGCGUCGUGCAGGCGCCGCUCGGCCCCGACAUCUCCGGCCCGGAGCUCGCCGCCGCCGUCGCCAACGCCGGCGGCAUAGGCCUCCUCCGCCUCCCCGACUGGCCGGCGCCGGAUCACGUCAGGGAGCUCAUACGGAGGACGAGGAGCCUGACCGAGAGGCCGUUCGGGGCGGCCGUCGUGCUGCCCUUCCCGCACGAGGAGAACCUGAGGGUCGUGCUGGAGGAGAAGCUCGCCGUGCUGCAGGUGUACUGGGGCGAGUUCCCAAAGGAGCGGGUUGACGAGGCCCAUCGCGCCGGCGUCAAGGUCUUGCAUCAGAUUGGUACCAUUGAGGAGGCACUGAAAGCUAAGGAAGCUGGUGUAGAUGGAAUUAUUGUUCAAGGCCGUGAAGCAGGGGGGCAUGUGAUUGGUCAAGAGGGUCUGCUACCAUUGCUGCCGAGAGUAGUGGAUCUCGUUUCAGAUAGUGCUACUCUGGUUAUAGCGGCUGGUGGAGUUGUAGAUGGCCGUGGCUAUGCUGCCACAUUGGCACUUGGUGCUCAUGCUGUUUGCUUAGGAACUAGGUUUGUAGCUACCGAGGAAAGCUUUGCACAUCCUCUGUAUAAGAAAACGCUAAUCGAGAUGAACUGCACGGACUAUACAAAUGUAUUCGGGCGUGCUAGAUGGCCUGAUGCUCCACAACGUGUCCUGAAGACACCCUUCUACAUUGAGUGGAAGAAUCUCCCAGAUCAUGAAACAGAGGAAACUCAGCCUAUUAUAGGCCACUCUAUCAUCCAUGGUGUGCACAAGGAUGUACGUCGGUUUGCCGGUACUGUCCCGAACGCUACAACCACCGGCGACAUCGAUAGCAUGGCCAUGUAUGCUGGCCAGGGCGUUGGACUAAUCAGGGAGAUCAUACCAGCAGGCGAAGUUGUCAAAAGGCUAGUUGCUGAAGCACAGCGUGUCAUCGGGGAGAAGCUUUCUGAUUCCCCCAAAUCAUUGAAGUAGUGCUAGUAAAAUCCUUCGUAAACUGCUAAAUCGUAUAUUGUUGUGCAGGCUUUGUUGUAUUUUUAGGUAUUAGCCAAUCAAAAUAAAUGAGUUUUCCCCAAGGUGUUCCUUUUCGACCACUGUGGUUGUAGGCUGGUGUUGGUCUUGGCUUCUAUGUGCAAUUGUAAGUAAUAAGCAAAAUAAAGAUAGUGGUAUUUUUUUGCUCAAUACCAUGAGACUGACAAGUGGAGCAUGGGUGCUGGGCCA